AUGUUUGACUUCCUUUCAGGCAUCACAGAGCAAACAUGUGAGCAUUUCAGAUUUAAGUACUUUUUCAGCCUGUGUGGACACAGACACGUUCAUUCACUUAACUUUAGAAACUUGACUUAUUUUUCUUUCUUCUCUGAGCUGCACCACUCAGAUCAUGUUGCCACCACUAUAAUCGAGACCAUGGCUAUCAGCACAGUCUUCCUCGUCUCUGUGGCUGCAAAUGUGGGAGCUGUAGUCCUGGUAACCUGUGAACACACGCUGUUAUUCAAUAAGACCAUCCUGACUCUCAACUUGUUUGUGGUUGAUCUGACCUGAUCUGCUGUCAGCAUGAUCCCAAAUGUGGCAGUACGUUGGACUGUGUCUUGGGAGCUGGGGUAUACUGCCUGCUACACAGUGCUCUGUGUCAUCUGUAUGAGUGGCUGCGCCAUCACAACCUUGGCUUCCAUCAGUGUGGAGAGAGUCCAAGCUAUUCUCUGGCUGCAGACUGUGCCAACUCUAACCCCUAGGAUGGUGACUGUGACCCUCAUCUUCAUCUGUGCCUUUUCUGCACUCACUUCCCUGCCUCUCACUCGGUUCUUCACUCUGAUGGAAGUGGAUCUACUGUAAAUGUAUAUUUUAAUGUUUUCGCCACAGGAACGUGGUGACAUCUGUACUCUCAAGUGGCCUGCCAGCAAGGGGAGAUUCACAGGCCUUCUCUCAGGACUCAUAAUUCUGGUUAGUUACAGCAAAAUAUUGCAGAUGGGUUUAAUGCUCAGGCUAAGACUUUGACCCAGAGGUGGUCAGAACCCAUAUGGAGACUCUCCUCACUACCAUGUCUCUCGCCAGGAUAUGAAGUUCUUCCAUAUUGUGCUGGUCUUGGUGCUUUGAAUCAUGUGCAGCGCUAUUUUCAUUAUCACUUUCCUCAUAUUGGUCAGGAACUCACAGGGUCACAUAUAUGUCUCUUCUACCAUGUUCUUCUGGGUGGUGACAUUCACUCUGGCCAAUUCAGCGCUCAAUUGA
This is a messenger RNA of Archocentrus centrarchus (flier cichlid), 999 nucleotides long. RefSeq names its product free fatty acid receptor 4. The record is from RefSeq and is a predicted model, not a curated record. Gene Ontology annotation, biological process: G protein-coupled receptor signaling pathway; cellular response to hormone stimulus; hormone secretion. Gene Ontology annotation, cellular component: plasma membrane. Lineage: Eukaryota; Metazoa; Chordata; Actinopteri; Cichliformes; Cichlidae. Gene Ontology annotation, molecular function: taste receptor activity; peptide binding; G protein-coupled receptor activity.